ACAUAUCCCAGAGUUCCCGGUGAACCGCCAGAUUCAAAAUGGCGUCUCCUCAGGCAGGUUCAUACAGGUCACCAGACAGAAGAACAGCAACGCCUCCUAGAGGCCAAACUCCCACUGCAGAUGGUGACGAUGAUUCACCUAUCCCAUCAGUCAAUGAGCGGCUGGGCCACCUGAGGCCCUCUAGAGAGCUGCUGGAGUACUACAGGAAGAAGAUUGCAGAGUUUGAUGGAGACCAUGAGGAGAUGGUGAGGAAACUGGACCAGUACAAGGCCACCUAUGAGGAACAGCACAAACUGGGCUGGGAGAUGAGACAACGGGAAGAUGAGAUUGCUGAGCUGCAGAAAGCUUUAAGUGACAUGCAGGUGUACCUGUUUCAGGAGCGAGAACAUGCACGUCUGUACGCGGAGAACGACCGGCUGAAGAUCCGGGAGCUGGAGGAUAGGAAGCGGAUUCAGCACCUGCUGUCACUCUCCGGACCAGAGACUGGGGACAUCACGUACUUCCACCGCGAGCCUCCUGCAAAAGUCACCAUCCCACAGCGCAGGCCUCGCCAGCAGCAUCCACAUGACGGUGAUGAGGGCGUGGCCCUGAGACCGUCAGCAGACAGGGAAGCAGCAGACAUGAGGAGACCACACAGACAAGCCAAACCGAGGAAACUUGCAGACAAGCCAAUUUCUCCAGAGACAGAAGCCUACCAAAAGGACAAUGAGACACUUGCACUGCAUGUGGAGGCACUGCAGGCACAGCUGGAGGAGCAGACGAGGCUGGCGCGGGAGCAGGCGGAGGCCCUGCUGCAGGACAGACAGGUUCGCAUCGAGGAGCAGGAUGCUCAGCGACAACGGGACACCGACAGGAUCAAAGGUCUCACAGACAGACUACAGAAGACACAGGACCUCCUGUACAGCAGCACUAAGGACUACCUGGAGCUGAAGUACGAGGGACGCUCUGAUGAGCGACGCUGGAUGGCAGAGAAGGACCGCCUGCUUCGGGAACUGGACAUGGCAAAGGACCAGCUGAACAUUUCCCGUGAGAAAACGAUACUAGAGGUGUCUGAGGAGGGCGGUGAGGUGUCAUGGCAGGCACGUGAGCAGCACAGGAUAGAAGUGGAGACCCUGAAGCAGAGUGUGUCCCAGGCCCAGAGGUUGGCUGAGAUGUACAGGGAACAGGUGAUCCAAUUGGAGGACCAACUCUCCAAGAUACGGGAGGAGGGAGAUGUCAGCAAGGAGAUCUUCCAAGACCGUACCACUAAGAUGAGUAAGCGUGUACAGUUGAUGAACCAGCGUUACGAGGCACUGGAGCGAAGACGAGCCAUGGAGGUCGAGGGCUUCAAGAACGACAUUAAGAUGCUACGAGGGCGCCUUAAAGACGUUGAGAAGCAGCUGUACAGGGUUACCUUGGGGAUGGGUGAGCCGACGCCCGGCGACGAGUUUGACAUGGAAAUCUUGCACAAUGUCAGGAAGACGGCGGGUCGGUCCAAAAAGAUUGUGGGGGAGAUCAAACACCUGAAGGCCAAAAUUUACGGACUGGAGAACGAUCUCAGGAAAAUGUAGGGGAGGGGGAGGAUUUUAGCCAAGUGGGUAGUGUUCCAGUGGUUAUGUAAUAUAAAGUGGUUAUGUAAUAUAAAGUGUGAUGACAUUCAAACCAUAUUUAAAACUGGUAGUAAUGUUACUGGUUAUGAGGUAUUCUGCCAAAAACCAUGGCAAAAGUUUCUGUAUAUAAAUGUGUAUAAAAUGUGUUCUUUGAUUUCCAGUCUGCUGUUGAGAACAUGUGUUCAGGGCAAAAAGAGGAGUUUGUGUAAGAUUGCCUGUACAGCAGGCCACACGUGUUGAAUAAAGAAUAUCUUUCCA
Branchiostoma belcheri (Belcher's lancelet) is the source of this 1847-nucleotide messenger RNA. RefSeq names its product coiled-coil domain-containing protein 77-like. The record is from RefSeq and is a predicted model, not a curated record. NCBI's taxonomy places the organism in Eukaryota, Metazoa, Chordata, Leptocardii, Amphioxiformes, Branchiostomatidae. Gene Ontology annotation, cellular component: centrosome.